CGUCAAUCGGCAGUAGUUAGUCGAUUGCUGACCGUCGAGGAAGGUUUAUCUCUCUCCGGAAAAACGUUGUCUCGUUCGCGAAGAGUAUAAACAGAGUUAGAUACAAAGAAACUGAGUAGAUUGUUUUCAUCCUUCGUUGAGAAAUAUAAUAUAAAUAUUCGUCAAUAUCAAUUAUACGUUCAGUUCGCAAUACGACGUGCUGCAGAGAUAACCCUUUUCCAUAUCCCGUUGCUCUUUCACAUUUUCUUUAAUUCUUACUUGAAAAGAUAAAGAUAGAAAAAAAUAAAUAGAAUUUUAAAGUGAAUCGAUCGACGAUUGAAGGAAGUCAAAGGCCAAAACGAUGAAUACGAUGGUACAUGCUUUGUACAUCGCAGCAUUAGUGCUAUUUUUCAAGAACACGAAUGCACAGGAAAGAUGUGUAACGCCUACGAAAAACAAUGGUAUUUGUAUUAACAUAAAGAAUUGUACACAAAUUGUUAAUAUUCUAAUUAAUCAAAAGCCUUUGACACAAGAAAUUCAAGAAUUUCUAAGAGCAUCGCAAUGUGGUUUCGAGGGUACGAUUCCAAAAAUUUGCUGUGCUGAUCAAGUUUUAACAGGUACUUCUACAAAUCCAAUUGAUCUCCCAGAUGUUUCCGAUCUUCCAGAUGUAUCGAACCAUCCAAAUUUACGAAUCUUAAACCAUAAUAUUUGUGGUCCUUUAACUAAAAGUAAAAUCAUUGGUGGCAACAAAACUGGUGUCUUUGAUUAUCCGUGGAUGGCUCUUCUAGCUUAUUCCACAGGGAGAUCAAAUCCGGAAUUUCGAUGCGGUGGUUCCUUGAUUACUAAACGAUAUAUCCUUACAGCUGGCCAUUGUGUUAGCUCUUUACCUGAUGAAUUAAAACUGAUAGGCGUGAGGAUAGGGGAACAUGACCUUAGUACGGAACGUGACUGUGAUAAAGAUGAAAAUGGGAUCGAAGUUGCUUGUGCGGAAAGGUAUCAAGAUUAUGAUAUUGAAAAUACAUACGUUCAUCCGGGAUACACGAAAACGAAACUUCAAAAUGAUAUCGCCCUGAUACGAUUGAACGGCGAUGCUGAUUUCAGACCGAGAAAUGUUAAACCGAUCUGUUUACCAAUCAAAAGUUCUAUAACACCUCCGAGAAAGUUCAUCGUCACAGGCUGGGGUGCAACAGAACUUGGCACACGAAGUAAAGAUCUAUUACAAGUUGGUCUGACACCGGUAGCCACUGAAGAAUGCAAAGAGGUUUAUAAGAGUAAAGCUGAAAUUUGGUAUAAGCAAUUAUGCGCUGGUGGAAAAAGAAAUAUGGAUUCUUGUCUCGGAGAUAGUGGUGGACCUCUUCAAGCGCCUGGAUUAUAUAACAAUAACGCUCGAUUCAUUCAAUAUGGAAUUGUCAGUUUCGGAUUAAGAAACUGCGGUACAGAAGGUUUUCCAGGCGUAUAUACUAAUGUUGGAUAUUAUAUGGAUUGGAUUUUAAAUACUAUAAGGGAUUAAUUUAAUCUGUUGCAUAUCAUUUUGUACUUUUUUAUUAAAAUUUUUUUUUUGUAGUGGUAACACUGGUAUUGUUACAGUAAAUUAGAAGAAAUUAUUCCUAUUUAAUUAAUUAUUUUUAAUUUUCUAUUCAAUUUAUAAAUCUCGUACCGAGAAAUAUAUAUCUAUAUGAAGAACAUGUCCUUGUCCCCCC
Messenger RNA from Vespula pensylvanica (western yellowjacket), 1679 nucleotides. Its product is annotated as melanization protease 1-like. Gene Ontology annotation, biological process: proteolysis. The coding region runs from base 341 to 1489 and encodes 382 amino acids. Lineage: Eukaryota; Metazoa; Arthropoda; Insecta; Hymenoptera; Vespidae. The transcript has 5 exons. The record is from RefSeq and is a predicted model, not a curated record. Gene Ontology annotation, molecular function: serine-type endopeptidase activity.